AUGUGUGGGCAGUCCUUAUCAUACACAAUGGAAGUCCCAUCUCUGUGGGAGGUUCCGGAGAUUGCUGAAUAUCUCAAUGAAGACAGAACUGCAGCCUGCAGAGAAGUAAUAGGUCUCAUUAAGAGCCUAUUCUGGUUUGGCUGGUACGACGACAUUGCUGAAGCUAUUGAUGACCCCGCAUUCACUAUCCAUGAUGAGGUGGAUUCAUUCCCGCAGGGGCAAAUAUCACCUAUGACCCUAGGCCUCGCAGCUCCAUACUUGGAGUCUGAUAUUGCUGUUCCUGUGUUCUCCGCGGGCAUGCCCCAUACAAUCUCUCUAAGAUCAGUUCAUAAUUGCUUACUAUCAAGAACAAACAUCAAGAGCGGUUCCAAUGAGACUAUAAAGCCCCUUCACCUGGCCUGGCGGCAUCGCGACACCUUAACAGAAACGAACCGAUACAACGUUGGCGGCAAGAGGAACCGGCAUGAUAGCAUCCGUGUUGAGACAACAAGACGCCUUAUUGCCGAAGGCGAACGCGCUGCGAAAGAUGAUCAAAAUUGGUAA
This is a messenger RNA of Aspergillus lentulus, 543 nucleotides long. RefSeq lists its product as uncharacterized. Lineage: Eukaryota; Fungi; Ascomycota; Eurotiomycetes; Eurotiales; Aspergillaceae. The record is from RefSeq and is a predicted model, not a curated record.